Molecule: messenger RNA, 2990 nt
Organism: Solanum tuberosum (potato)
Lineage: Eukaryota; Viridiplantae; Streptophyta; Magnoliopsida; Solanales; Solanaceae
Exons: 2
Coding region: 1395-1913 (172 amino acids)
Source: RefSeq, a predicted model, not a curated record
UGCAAUUUUACAGAAUCACAAAAAAAAUGUCACAUAAAUGGGUACAUAGGGAGUAUAAAGUUUCAAAAUUCAUACUGUAGCAGUAAUAUCAGUAACAACCAAUCCUCUUUUCCUCCGAUACCGACUCAACAAUGAAGUACAACUCUAUUCCUCUUCUGACUACUCAUUAACCUUCCAGAAUCUUCUAAAUCAACCACUAAUGAAUCACUUUGCGAAGAACAACUCGAUAAACUCUAUCAGAGUAAUCGACCCAACGUUGUUCUGGAAAUGCACCGGCGAUGAAGAAUCACGUAACGAUGACGUAACCAGAGAUCCGUGGCUACAAAGGCAACUUCUAUUAUCGCCCAUUUCUUCUUCACUGAUGAUUUCUAAUGGAAUCUCGGGAACUAUGUUGUUAGGGUUUGCCAAUGUUUGUACUUACUUCUUCAGGAGGGGUGUGUUGAAACAUGUAAUGCAAUUGCUAAGUAGUAGAAGUUAGUUAGAUAAGUUGCUGAGCUGGUGCUGUGCUAUCAUCAAGUUGUUAGAGUCAGUUAGAUGCUAAAACAAUGUAUAAAUAAGGCCAUCAGUGCAUGUGUAAUGUGUGACAAAAUAUUUUCAAUUCAAUAGAAAUCGUUUAUCUUCUCUUUUCUUCUCUGUUCUCUCAAUGAUCUAAAAUCAACAUGGUAUCAGAGAUGGUGCUUUGCACCAAAAAUCUCUAAAAGUUUCUACGAAAUAGCUAGAUCUUACAGAUUGAGAGUUAAUCAUGGUUGAAGGAGAUUCAAGUACACAGUCACCAAUGGCAGGAAUUAAUCACAAUCAUGUUCUGUACCUGCAAGUGUAUACUCCAGGUACAAUCUUAGUUCCUACUCAGCUAAUUGGAGUAGAAAAUUAUUGAUUUGUGGAGCAGAUCUAGGAAAAUUGCGUUGCUCGAAAAAGGAAAAUUAGGGUUCGUGAAUGGAGUUUGUAAAAGGGAAGUACAAAGGAGUGAAUUAAGGAAUCUAUGGGACAAGUGUGAUGCAAUUGUACAUUCAUGGAUCAUGAAUUCAGUCUCCAAACAUUUGCUGAAUGGAAUCGUGUAUGGAUCGAAUGCACAUGCAGUGUGGGAGGACUUUAAGGAGAGAUUCAACAACGUGAAUCGUAUGAGGACUUUUCAGUUGCACAAAGAAAUCGCAACAACAUCUCAAGGUACGAACUCUGUUUCCAUGUAUCAUUCAAGGUUGAAAGAGUUGUGGGAUGAAUAUGAUAUGAUUGUACCAGUGCCAAGUUGUAGUUGUGAAAAAUCGAAGGAUUAUGUGGAACAUCUUCAGGAGCAGAGGUUGUUGCAAUUUUUAGCUGGUUUGAAUGAUUCCUAAGACCACACCAGAUGGAAAAUUCUACUUAAAACUGUUGCUCCUUCAGUGAAUCAGGCGUAUGCGAUGAUAAUUGAGGUAGAAAGUGAUCAAUUCAUUGUUGCUAACUCUACAAAUCAGAAUCAGCUAGAUCCUUUGGCAAUGAACUUUGGCAGUGGAAGAGGUCAUACUUAUCAAGGAACAACUGGUAGAGGACAACCCUAUCAAGGUGCUGUUGGAAGAGGACAACCUUACAAAGGAAAGAAGCCUUUGUUAGUGUGUGAUUGGUGUAAAAAGAAUGGACACACAAAGGAACAUUGCUGGAAGAUAAUUGACUAUCCAAAUGAUGGAAUGGACAAGAGGAAAGGUAAUACUGUAGUUAAUAAUAUAACUGGUAGUGAAUGUUCUUAUCCAACAGCAGGAUCUAUAGAAGAGUCAACUAAUGAGCUUGGAGAAAGAGGAGUUUCAUUUAAUGAGGAACAAUACAAACAACUCCUUGGACUGCUAAACAAUGAUGCCAACAACAACAAUGCUCAACAGUCUCAAGGAUGCUAUAAUGGUAACAUGAUAGGAUCUCUCAAGUGGCAGGGUCAAGGGGACUGGUAGAAUGAGGCAUGGAUUAUACAUUCUCAAUUAAGGAGUCAGAGUCAUACUAAUCAUAGAAGCAUACAUGUUGUUGCAACAUCAAAGAAUAAAGAUGAAGUUGACCUGUGGCAUAGAAGGUUAUGACACACUUCAUCAUCUACCAUGAAGAAGAUAGGUUUUCUUUCUAAUGCAGACACUAGUUUUCUGCAAAAUAAGUGUUGUGUCUGCCCAUUAGCCAAACAAUCUAGACUAGUGUUUCCACAUAGUAAUUCAAGAGCUGAUGUAUCUUUUUCUCUUGUCCACAUUGACCUAUGGGGUCCUUAUAAGACAUCUACUUUUGAUAACAAGCAAUAUUUUCUAACUAUUAUGGAUGACUAUAGUCGAUAUACAUGGACCUACUUGUUACAACUCAAGUCUGAAGUAAUUGUGGUCUUGAAAAUUUUCCUAUCUAUGGUUAAAAAUCAAUUUGGUAGUAUGGUAAAAGUGGUUCGGACUGACAAUGGUACAUAGUUUUUCAACUCUCAAUGAAAUGGUUUGUUCCAGGACCUUAGCAUCAUUCAUCAAAGCAGCUGUGUAUAUACACCACAACAAAAUGGUGUAGUUGAACGAAAACAUAGGCAUAUCUUAGAUACAGCUAGAGCACUGAGAUUUUAGUCACAUAUUCCUAUCAAAUACUGGGGCCUUUGCAUACAGGCUGCUGCAUAUAUUAUUAAUAGACUGCCUUCCACUGCUAUAGGGGGUGAAAUUCCAUGUGAGUUACUUCAUGGCAAGAAAAUGUCUAUUCAACACUUAAGGGUUAUUGGUUGUUUAUGUUUUGCCACAACUACUGCUAGGGGAGACAAAUUUUGUGAAAGAUCAAGGGUUGCUAUUUUGAUGGGCUUUUCUGAAACUCAAAAGGGGUAUUUACUGUUUGAUAUUCUACAUAAGACCUUCUUUGUAAGUCGAGAUGUCUCCUUUAGAGAACAUGUUUUUCCCUUCCUAGAUGUUCACAACUAUGUCCCUGACACUUAUAGAGGAACAUGUCAGUUUGAGGAUCUUCAGUUGGAAGAUAAUUCUCAUUUCAAUCCUGUAAGAGAGGUUCCUAAUGAGGCAGAUUCA